AUGACCACUGAGGACUACAAGAAACUAGCUCCUUAUAAUGUCAAGCAAAAAUCGGUGGACUUGGAUGAGGAGGAUGUGCCCUUUACUCCAGAUGAGCACAAAAAGAGGACAGAGGCAGCCAACAGCGUCCUGAGACGCACGGCCAGCAAGGAACGUGCCUAUGUCCUCUCGGCGGCCAAGAAAAGCAAUGGCAGCCCAACGCAGGAAUUCCCACCCUUGUUCGCCAAGAGAAUUGAGAUAGAAGAAGAGGAAGGACAACAGAGGAGGAGUCCAACUGUGUCCAGUUUGAGCAGGUUUACACCAGAUGACAACAGUACUAAUGGGCUAAGAAAAACCACUUCUGGGUCUGCCUGGAAUGAGGCAAAGACCACAGCAGCGUCUCCCCCCAGCCCUGAAAUGGGCAGUAAGAGCCAAACAACCCCAGCAUUGAGUGAGGCUUCAGAGAGGAUCUCGGCUUCUGCUGAAAUCAGAAAUGGUAAAAACAGACAGGCCCCAAAUGGGAAAUCCUCAUCUGAAACUGUGUCACAGCACGGCGACGGUGACAAACCCCUGAAGGAAAAGUCUGAGCCGUUCCCAUGGGAUGCAGUGGCCCCCAGAGCAAGCGUGGUUUCCAUGAAUGGAAGUUAUCCUGAACACACAGAAGCCAACAAUGGAUUUUACCCACCAAAGUCCAGCUCUGGAUGCAGGGACGGACCUACAGAUGCUACAGAGAAGCUGCAGCAUCAGUACGAGACCUCCCACUACCUGGGGGAUGUAAGGUCUGAACCCGCAAGGUCAGGGCCUGGUGUUUGUACUCACAGCGCUGCUCACAAAGGGCAGAUCUUGCAGCCUGAUGUCCCUUCUCUUCCUACUGAGAAUGCCCCUGUGCACCUAGAGGACACAGAAUAUUCCUUUAAAAGAUCUGUCCUGGGCUAUAAGGAGAGAAGCUGCACCCAAGAAAGCAGAUACACGAGCCCCGAGGUCCCAGCAUACAGCAAACCUUACUGGAAUGAAGCAACGAUUUCAGACUCAAACAACCAUACUGAGAAGGAGCAAGGACCUCCUGACCAUGAUGUCCACUCAGAGCCUCCUAGGUCAAAGGAACAUACUGAACAUGACUCCAGCAUGACAAGGUCCAGCUCUCUACCCAGGGAAAGCAGCAUCUUUGCUCCAGAGACCCAACGUGCCAAUGAAUCUGACCCAUGCCAGGACAGGAUCACUCCAGCUUAUGAAGAACAUACCCAUCCCACCACAGAGAGCCACCAUGAGAGCCCCGGAGACUGGAGACACACUGAGCCUCACCCAGUGGCAGCCAGGUCUAACUUCAGCUCAAAAGAGAGUGCUCUUGGUGCAUAUGAGACCCAGCAUCCCAUGCCAUCGUACAUGGAUCGCCAGCCUUUCAACACCAGCAUGCCAGCACCCAGUCACAGGAUACCAUCCUACGUAGACAGCCAAGUAUUCAGCACCAGAAGACCUACCCCGGAUUACGAAGGGCGAGUUUACGAUGGGAGAAGCAGCCCCAGGAACAGCAGAUACGACAGCGCUGGUGCCAGGGGGCACUGUGGAUUUAACCCCACAGCCCCACGCCACGACUCCCUUCCCAGAGAAACCACCAUGUCCAUGUACCCAAGAAGCCACAGGGUGCCGUUCUACAUGGACAGCUUAAACUAUAACAGCACCAGGCUUCUCUCCAGCUCGAGCGAGAGGAUCUGCAGUCCGAUUGCCACCCUACUGCACAGCAGCCCCGCGGCCUCUGGGUACCAGCCCGAUUCCAGGACUGCCAUGAAAGGGGUCCUCUUUGUGAAGGAGUAUGUGAACAGCAGUGAGUUUUCGGCUUCCCCCAGCUAUGGCAGUGGCAGCCUUGUGGAUUUGACCGAUUCAGAGAGAGUGACCUACAGCCACCACAGCUACCUGCCCAGUGCUCCCCUGCACAGGGCCAGUGAACCUGUGUGCAGUUACUGCAGCCGUGAGAUCCGAGACUGCCCGAAGAUCAUAAUAGAGCAUCUUAACAUCUGCUGCCAUGAAUACUGCUUCAGGUGUGGAAUUUGCCACAAAGCGAUGGGAGAUCUUCUGGACAGAAUAUUCAUCCACCGGGACAUUGUCCACUGUGACAAGUGCUACGAGAAACUCUUCUAGGGUUUUGCACAGCUGGAGAAGGCAACCAGUGGGAAGUCUUUGGCAGUACGUAUCGGAAUAGAGCUCGCAGUUCCCGACUGGCUAUGACAGCAGAAUUCCUGCUCCCUGCUUUCCUCAACUUAUUUUCCCUCUCGCUGCCUCAUCGCAAUGAAUGAGUUUAACAUCCGCUAGUUUGUGCUGUCAGCUGCACACAGGACAAGUGCCAAUGUUAACAAGAUAAGGCAGUGUCAUCCACAAAGAUAAGUGGGCUGAUUUUCCAAAGGUGCUGAGCCCCUCUGCCUGUCUUUAACUUCAUUACGAUUCCAGAGUGCUCCCUGGCUUGGAAAUCAGGCGGAGCUCCUUAGGUCUCUCUACGCUAAUUCCCAGAAACCUUUUCUGAU
Messenger RNA from Mesitornis unicolor (brown roatelo), 2495 nucleotides. RefSeq names its product zinc finger protein 185 (LIM domain) (gene ZNF185). Bases 1 to 2115 code for a protein of 704 amino acids. The record is from RefSeq and is a predicted model, not a curated record. The transcript has 25 exons. Lineage: Eukaryota; Metazoa; Chordata; Aves; Mesitornithiformes; Mesitornithidae.